GGGAGAGAGAGAGAGAGAGAGAGAGAGCGCUCUCAUUCUUUGAUUUCUUCGAUCUGAAAAGCGAGAUAUUUGCAGAAAAUUCAUCAGAGAAAAGGACGAAAAGUAAAGGAGUUUAGAGAGAGAGAAUGAGCUUCUUUUAUCUCUUCUUUUUUCGCACUGAUUGAUUAUCCAUUUUACCAUAACAGUGCGCACUCAGUCCAAAAUCGUCUACUUUGGAUGCUAUGUGCUGUCAAAGGAAGAACAAGAAGCGAGUUCGCUCAAUAGCAUUUCUAUAUAUAUAAGUAUGAUAUAUAUUUGUGCAGUUCUGGAUGUUUAGAUUGACGUGCUUCCGCGGUUCUUUGGUGUUGGAGAAGACUACAGUUAUCACUUUUCAUCAUCUAGAUUGCUGGUCCUAUUAGGGUUCUUGGUUAUGAUAGCCAACCCUUGUUGCUAGUUGCAGACAGUUUUUAACUUUUGGUAGCCAUUUUUUUGAUCUAAACUUCUUCAGUGUCUUAUAGUUGAUAACUUUGUCAAGAAGUGACAGUUUUUGUUUUUGAGUAUAUAGGAAUGAGCUAUACCUGUAUGGUUUUCUUAGAAGUUCCAGUGAGUCCUAAAUUUGGCAUUUAUCCUCGUCAAAUUGAGUCCAACAGGAGGGGAUACCCAACUAUUUUCUGAUGGAACAGCUAAAAAUCCAUGACCAUGAUGAGUACAAUUCAAAAGAACCUGGUACUGAGGAAUUUGAGCCUACAUCUCAGGGGUUCACGCCGGGCCAUACUAGCUACAUAAGCUCAAAUACAGUACCCCCGGAGCUCAAAUAUUCAGAAGCUAAGCCUGUACUCAAUUAUUCAAUACAGACAGGUGAGGAGUUUGCUCUUGAAUUCAUGCUUGACCGGGUGAAUCAUAAGAAGUCAUUUGUUCCAAAUAAUGCUGGUGAUCCCAAGUAUGCAACAAGUUACAUGGAACUGAAAGGAAUUUUAGGCAUCAGUUAUACAGGGUCUGAAAGCGGAUCAGAUAUUUCAAUGGUUGCUGCAGUAGAAAAAGGUCCAAAAGAGUUGGAGCCAGAGAACCCUUCUUUGCAUGAAGACUCAAAUAACUAUGGAUCCAUGCAUCUGGGACCACAAACUUCAUGGGAGUACAACAGUUAUCGGGGAUCCAUGAAAGAGUACACCUCUUCUGGAGCAUCUGAAGGUUCAGUAACAAAAAUUAAGGUUUUAUGCAGCUUUGGGGGUAGAAUCUUGCCUCGGCCAAGUGAUGGAAAACUUAGGUAUGUUGGAGGUGAAACCCGAAUUAUUUGUAUUAGCAGGCAUGUUACUUGGCAGGAGUUGUGGCAGAAAAUAAUAACAAUCUAUAACCAAACUCAUACGAUUAAGUAUCAGCUUCCUGGGGAGGAUCUUGAUGCCUUAGUUUCUGUGACUUGUGACGAGGACUUGCAGAAUAUGAUGGAGGAAUGUAAUGUACUACAGGAUGGAGAAGGAUCAAAAAGGCUUAGAAUGUUUUUAUUCUCUGCUAUUGAUUUAGAAGAUGCCCAUUUUGUUCUGGGAAACAGUGAUGGUGAUUCAGAGAUUCAGUAUGUAGUUGCCGUUAAUGGCAUGGACAUAGGAUCAAGGAAAAACUCUAUCUUGCAUGGUCUAGCAGUCUCUUCUGGAAGUAAGUUAGACGAGCUAGAUGCACAGAAUGUUGAGAGAGAUACAGGUGGAGCUGCAGCUGACUUUGCCAAAGUUAGGCCUUCACCCUCAGCUAGUUGCAUGGUUUCAUCAUCAGCUGCUGAAUCUUCUCAACCUUUUUUACCAAGUUUCUCCAAUACUUACGAAACACAUUCACAAAUUUAUAAUGGCCAUGAAAUACAUCAUGUAGAAGCUAAGCACCAUCCUUUGCCUUAUGGUUAUGACUCUCAUCCUUCUAAUUACCCAGCUUUUGGAGAAAGUUAUUCUCUGCUGGAUCAUCAUGGGCUUGCAAUUCCACAAAAGGCCUUCACUGAAGAUCCAGUAUCCAGUGUCUUAGUCAUACAGGAUCCUCAAAUGCAAGUAAAGGAAUUGCAACUGAAAAGUGAUGGUUCAGUUCAGCAAGAGGGCAGAGAUGAAACUAUACAACCUUCAUCAGAGGACCACCAUGCUCUCUCACAGCCGCUAGAUGGCAAUGUUGAGGAUAGUUUUCUGGUUGAGAAAGCAUCUUCUGUCAUUUCCACACUGGAGGGAGAGCUAAAACCCUUGAAAAGUGAGGAAAGGCACCUGGAACCUGCAAAGGUAUCUUCCUCCCCCUCUGGAGCAAAUACAGUGCUGGUUCCUGAAGCUGACGACAAUAUCUGCAACACAUCUAGUGGUGUUUCUACUCCUGGAUAUGAUAUUUCUGAGUCCAAUCCAAUUGAUUUGAGAUAUCUUGAGCCUCUUGCUGCUCCUCAAAGGGUAUUUUAUUCUGAACGAUAUCCCCGAGAACAGGCAGAGUUACUAAGUAGGUUUUCAAAGUCAGAUGAAUCACUUGGUUCUCAACUUCUUGAAAACCAUUCACGUUCUGAUGUUGCAAAGCAGGAUAUUAUCACAGAACCUGUAUCUUUACAGACUGAGCAGUCCAACUCAGCUGCAAAGCCAUUGUAUAAGGAUCCUCAGAGAAUUUUUGAUGGAGCACCUCAACAUCAGAAAAUGAAGCAGGCAGUAUCAAACCCUGUGGAUGAUAAAUCUGCUGUCAAUGAGGUUAGAACUUUUAAGGAUGAAAAUCAGACCAACUGUGCCAAAGAUAAGGAUCGAAAUCUACUGGUUGGUGAAUCAACUAAAGCUGGAUCAGAAUUUCCUGCUGCAGGCCAAGUAGGUUCCCAAAAUCAUCACGAGAAUCCUGAAUAUGGGCUUCCAGAUCCUGAAUGGAGUGAUAGGGCCGAUAGCAAUUCUAUGAGCACUCAGGGUCACAAUCAGACUUCUGCUUGGAUGGGAACCUAUCAGGAAGCACAUAAUGGGGUUUCCAGAAAGCAGGGAGAUAUUGUCAUUGAUAUUAAUGAUAGGUUCUCUCGCGAUUUUCUUUCAGAUAUAUUCUCAAUAGCAAAUUUAUCUGAGGAUUUGUCUGCCAUUAGUCCUCUGCAGAAUGAUGGGGCGGAUCUGAGCUUAAACAUAGAAAAUCAGGAUCCAAAACACUGGUCAUUUUUUCAAAAAUUGGCAGGAGAUCAGUUUCUCAGACAGGAUGUUUCUCUUAUUGAUCAAGAUCCUUUGGGUUUUUCAUCAGGGCUUGCAAAAGUUGAAGAAGAAGCUCCUAUAAGUUAUAAGUUUGCACCAUUAACAAUGGAUGACCAUGUGGAUUCUCGGAUGAAUUACGGUGUUGAUGAUCAGAAAGAAUUAGAGUCUACAGUUGGAGCUGACCCUACAACUUUUCAGUCUGAUAAUCAUUUGAAAAUGAAGGGCAGUGAAGGUAUGCAGUUUGACAAUUUUGCAGAGGACUCAAGAGCACCAAAUUCAGAGUAUGAGGAUGGAAUCAUGAAUAUUGGCAUACCUCCUUUUGAUCCUUCUCUAUGGGAUUUUGAUAUUGGUAGUGUGCAGAUCAUAAAGAAUGAAGAUCUCGAAGAAUUAAGGGAACUUGGUUCUGGUACAUUUGGGACCGUCUAUCAUGGAAAAUGGAGAGGAACAGAUGUUGCAAUUAAGAGAAUAAAGAAGAGCUGCUUCACUGGUCGAUCAUCAGAGCAAGAGAGAUUGACCAUAGAGUUCUGGAGGGAAGCUGAAAUUCUGUCAAAGCUUCAUCAUCCAAACGUGGUGGCAUUUUAUGGGGUGGUGCGAGAUGGACCAGGGGGAACCCUAGCUACUGUGACUGAGUAUAUGGUUGAUGGUUCUCUAAGGCAUGUUUUACUUCGCAAGGAUAGGCAUCUUGAUCGUCGCAAGAGGCUCAUUAUUGCCAUGGAUGCGGCCUUUGGAAUGGAGUAUUUGCAUUCAAAGAAUAUUGUACAUUUUGAUCUGAAAUGUGACAACUUGCUGGUGAACUUGAAAGAUCCUUCGCGGCCCAUUUGCAAGGUAGGUGAUUUUGGCCUGUCAAAAAUCAAGCGGUACACAUUGGUUUCUGGUGGAGUUAGGGGAACACUACCAUGGAUGGCUCCAGAGCUGCUAAAUGGCAGCAGCAGUAAGGUUUCUGAAAAGGUUGAUGUGUUCUCAUUUGGUAUUGUCCUGUGGGAGAUUCUUACUGGUGAGGAGCCUUAUGAAAACAUGCAUUAUGGUGCAUUAAUAGUGUCAUGUGGUGCAGGAAUAUUGAUGCAGGACAGUCAAAUUUGCGGAAAGCAGGGAAAGAAAGAGAAGUGGCUAUGAAGAAGAAGAAGAAGCUUGAGAAGAAGAAUCAGGGAGAAGAGAAGAAACCAAGAAGAAGAUAAAUUUUUGAAGAGGGGAAAACAAUAAUAUUCUAUCGUCAAGUCUCUCUCCCCCCCCCCCCCCCCCAAAAAAAAAGAGAGGUUACAUUAUGUUGCCUAUAUAUAGGCAAUUAAAAUAUAGCCUAUCUAAAAGAUAACAUCUAAUCAAAAUCAAAUAUAACCCUAUCUAAUCACUAAAUCAAAUAAAAUUCGAAUAAAGGUCUAUCAUCUAAAUAAGUAUGAUAAAUCAAAACAAAACAUGAUAAAACCUAAUCUAAAUCUUAUUUUAAAAUCAAAAUCAAAAUAAAAUAUCUUCCCCCUAGGUGAGAGAAAAAACUCGUUCUUGAGUUUUGUAGAUGCUUAGAUUGCUUUCGGGUGAUAUAUCCCUGCCAUUAGAGACCAGAUGCUGUCAUCAACAUUCACUUGCCUAUAGUACAAUAGGCUAAACAGUAGCGAUGUCUUGUUAGAAAUUCCAAUGUAGGCGAAAUUUGGAGGACUCAUCCAACAAACAACAAAGUUGUGAAUCUGUCCAUCCCUGGCAAAAAUAUUCUGUUUACAUAAAAUAAUGUCCAAUUUAUAUUUGUGUUCAAACCAGAAAGGCAUGAUAAUGAGGCUUCAAUUGCCUGGGGAUGACAGAAUUGUGACACAACAUCAAUUGAAUGCUGAGGAAUGGGCAUAAGGAACAAAAAGGUUUUGAGACUUUCUCAAGGAUAACAUUAGGAGAUUCUUCAAUCACCUAAUAUGCUUCUUUUUUAUCAUCUGGGGUCACUGCCUCAAGUGCUAUAACUAUUUCUGUUGGUAUCUCAUGUUGAGCCUCAUCAUGGUUACUAAUCUCGCUUUCCUUUUCUUCUACUGCCUGUGUGAUUUCUUGAUCACAAUCUUUUUUUAUGUCCCCCAAUUGAUCAAUGUUGAUUUAGGAGCUUGUUCUUCUGGGUGUUAUUCCUCAUUGAUUCUUUUUUUUUCCAAUAGCAUGAAUGAACAAUCUGUUACGACUCUAGGGUUUGGCUAGGGUUUAGGAAGUAAAUUGGUAAGAAUGAGGGAAAGAAAGAAAAGAAAGGGAGGGGGAGAGAGAGAGAGAGAAUGAAUGGAGGAAAAGUCUAGAGAGCCCGACAGGCUUACCGAAAGGAGGCAAAAAGACGACUUUGCUCCCGUCCACUUUGCAAAUUUGCAAAGUGGGCCACUGCUACUCUCUCCCUACUCACUCGUCUCCCUUCCAUGGCCGUUGCCCUCGCCUCGCCGUCGCGCCUUGCCCCCAUCGCCUCGCUACCCUCGCCUCGCCUUCGCCAUCUGCGAGGCGAUGGAGGCGGAGGCGAGGCAAGGGCAGCGAGGCGAUGGGGGUGAGGCAGCGAGGCGAGGGCAGCGGCCAUGGACAGGAGACGAGCGAGCGGGAGAGAGCAACAGUGGGCGGGGGCAGAAGUGUCUUUUUGCCCCCUUUCUGUAAGAGGCUCGGUAAGCCCGUCGGGCCCUGUAGAACGACUCAUGAAUGGAAAGGGAAAGUUAGGAGAAUUGAGAGAGGGAAAUGGAAUUCAAUUGUCAUUCAAAUCAUGCCAUACUCUAACUACUCCAGUCUAUUUAUAGGCUUACAAUUGAAUAUACUAAUAGCUAUAACAACAAUACAAUUAAAAUAAGAAACCUAUAAUUCAUGACUAUUAUAUCCUUGGGGAUUCCUUAGGGUCAUGACAAUUCUCUCCCUUUCAAAUAAUUCUUGUCCCCAAGAAUUUACAGCUGCUCGCCCUGUUCUUCAGUCAAUUCCAGCCAUAAUAAUCUGGUUUCUUCUUCGUCUUUUCUUGUUCUUAUAUCUUAUUUUUCUUUUCUUUUGCCUUUACGCAUCUGUUUUUCCAAAAACAGCAGUACUAUGAUUUGUUGCAACACCUAUUUCAGCCAUCCACCCAUUCCUUGUUGCUCUCGAAAUUAAUUUCAGUUGAUCUGUCAUGCCUUCCACCAUAUCCUCUCCAACAGUAGAGAGUGAUUCAAGUUGCUUUGCAGGCCAAAACCUGAUUCGAUGCUGCCUCUUUCCAAUGGAAAUAUGAACAAGCAAAGCAGCAAGAGUCUUGUUUCCUUCCACACAAAAUUCCUCCACCUUCUUCCCGACAUCUUCUCCUUCCUCAUCUUUAGUAGAGGUAUCCUCAAUUGAAGUAUGUUUUACUUCCUGAUUGUUGGUGUACACCAAAAGCCCACUUUCAACAGAUUUUUCCUCCAGUGGAACCUUGAUAGUUUCUUCAGCAAUUACCAUUACUUCCAACUGCUUAGGGGAGGCUGGAAGGUGAAACAGUGGUGCUCUGCGAUGGUAUGACUAAUCUCCUGAAAGUUUCUCUAGGGUUGUGAAGGCAUCUAACAGCUUUGGACGUCUGUCAGAAAUUUUCAACUCUUGAAAACUCAAGAAAGAGUGUGGAAAUCAGAAUCGGUUCCACUCUGAUACCAAAUUUGAUGCAGGACAGUAAAAUUUGCAGAAAGCAGGGAAAGAAAGAAAGUGAUUAUGAAAAAGAAGAAGAAGAAGCAGGGAGAAGAGAAGAAACUGAGAAGAAAAAUUUUCAGAGGGUAAAUCAAUAAUAUUCAAUCAAGAAGUCUCCCUAAAAAAAAGGUUACAUUAUGUUGCCUGAUGAAAAGAUAACCCAUCUAAACAACUAUAAUAAAUUGAAUAAAAUUCUAUCAUCUAAACAACUAUAAUAAAUCAAAACAGAACAAAAUAAAACCUAAUCUAAAUCUUAUUUUAAAAUCAAAAUCAAACUAAAAUAAAAGAAAAUAUCCCCAUCAUAUAUGGGACUACCAACCAUGGUAACUACCUGAAAAAGGUUAAAGAACUAUGGAUACUUGAAUUAGAGUCAAUCAAAGUGUUUGUUAUGGAGUAUAAGAGGAGUUUUGACACAAUGUGUCUAAUAUGCUGAUAACUAAGAAUCCAAUCCUCUUGUUCUAGUACCUCAGGCGCAUAAAAUAGAGAGCUGUCUUGGGUUGCUGAUGUAUUGUGUUGACAUGGAUUAAUCAGAGUUUUGCCCAUUGUUCACAAUUAUUCACGCUUUA
Diospyros lotus (date-plum) is the source of this 7306-nucleotide messenger RNA. RefSeq lists its product as uncharacterized. The record is from RefSeq and is a predicted model, not a curated record. The coding region runs from base 654 to 4250 and encodes 1198 amino acids. NCBI's taxonomy places the organism in Eukaryota, Viridiplantae, Streptophyta, Magnoliopsida, Ericales, Ebenaceae. The transcript is spliced from 9 exons. Gene Ontology annotation, biological process: signal transduction; protein phosphorylation. Gene Ontology annotation, cellular component: cytoplasm. Gene Ontology annotation, molecular function: protein binding; protein kinase activity; ATP binding.